CUACAAAAUCUCAUCCCUCCCCCGUUUCUUCAUCUCUCUCUGUAAAUCUCUCAUUUUUCUCUCUCCUCUCUGAAAAUGGAGCGUGCUAGGAGACUCGCAAAUCGGGCGAUUCUGAAACGCCUGCUAUCCGAGUCGAAACAGCAACGUUCUGGUGGUGUGCAUUCUUCAUCAUCAUCAUCACCUGCUCUGUUUUCAUCAUCAAGGUAUGUAUCUUCAUUAGCUCCAUCAGUACUUCCAAGAUCUGGGGUCUCACCAAAUGAUGUUUUGAUGAAGAAAAACCAUCAGAUUAGAUUGAUUUCUGUCGAAUCGUUAAAACCCAGUGAUACAUUUGCUAGGAGACAUAACUCAGCAACCCCAGAGGAGCAAACUAAAAUGUCUGAAUCUGUUGGUUUUGAUAGUAUCGAGUCUUUAAUUGAUGCUACUGUGCCCAAAUCCAUAAGAAUUGAAUCCAUGAAGUUUUCUAAAUUCGAUCAAGGUUUAACUGAAUCCCAAAUGAUUGAUCAUAUGAAGAUGUUAGCUGAUAAAAAUAAGGUUUUUAAGUCGUUUAUUGGUAUGGGUUAUUACAAUACUUCUGUGCCUGCUGUGAUUUUGAGAAAUAUUAUGGAAAACCCUGGUUGGUAUACUCAGUAUACUCCAUAUCAAGCUGAGAUAUCUCAAGGUAGGCUUGAAUCUUUGCUUAAUUAUCAGACUGUCAUUACGGAUCUUACCGGUUUGCCGAUGUCGAAUGCUUCACUUCUUGAUGAAGGAACUGCUGCUGCUGAAGCAAUGGCUAUGUGUAAUAAUAUUCAGAAAGGGAAGAAAAAGACUUUUAUUAUUGCUAGUAAUUGUCAUCCACAGACAAUUGAUAUUUGUAAGACUAGAGCUGAUGGGUUCGAUUUGAAAGUCGUUACUUCGGAUCUUAAGGAUAUCGAUUACUCGUCUGGUGAUGUAUGUGGGGUUUUAGUUCAGUAUCCUGGUACUGAAGGUGAGGUUUUGGAUUAUGGAGAGUUUGUGAAGAAGGCUCAUGCUUCGGGUGUGAAGGUUGUGAUGGCGACGGAUCUACUUGCGCUGACAAUGUUGAAGCCUCCAGGGGAAUUUGGAGCUGAUAUUGUUGUUGGAUCUGCUCAGAGAUUUGGUGUUCCAAUGGGUUAUGGAGGUCCACAUGCCGCUUUCUUGGCUACUUCUCAAGAUUAUAAGAGAAUGAUGCCCGGAAGAAUUAUUGGUGUUAGUGUUGAUUCUUCGGGAAAACCUGCUCUUCGUAUGGCUAUGCAAACAAGGGAGCAACAUAUCCGAAGAGAUAAGGCUACCAGCAACAUCUGUACAGCUCAGGCGUUGCUUGCAAACAUGGCUGCCAUGUAUGCAGUGUAUCAUGGACCAGAAGGCCUCAAAGUUAUUGCCCAGAGAGUUCAUGGUCUAGCUGGCACUUUUGCACAUGGACUGAAGAAACUUGGAACAGUAGAUGUUCAAGGGGGUGCAUUCUUUGACACUGUAAAGAUUAAGUGUGCUGAUGCUCAUGCUAUUGCAGACGCUGCUACCAAGAGUGGAAUGAACUUGAGGAUUGUGGAUUCAAACAACAUUACUGUAGCUUUCGACGAAACAACCACCUUGGAGGAUGUGGGUGAGCUUUUCAAAGUGUUUUCUGGAGGAAAGCCUGUGCCCUUUACUGCUGCAUCACUCGCACCAGAGGUUCAGAAUGCCAUCCCAGCAGGACUCGUUAGGGAAAGCCCUUAUCUCACCCACCCAAUCUUCAACUCGUACCACACAGAGCAUGAAUUGCUCAGAUACCUUCACAGGUUGCAAGCUAAAGAUCUAUCAUUAUGUCACAGCAUGAUUCCUUUGGGAUCUUGUACAAUGAAAUUGAAUGCCACCGUAGAAAUGAUGCCGGUGACAUGGCCCGAGUUUGCAAAUUUGCACCCAUUUGCCCCUACUGAACAGGCUGCAGGAUAUCAGGAAAUGUUCGACGAUCUUGGUGAUCUAUUGUGUACCAUCACCGGUUUCGAUUCAUUCUCCUUGCAACCUAAUGCUGGUGCUGCUGGAGAGUAUGCUGGGUUGAUGGUUAUUCGUGCAUACCAUAUGGCAAGAGGAGAUCAUCAUCGCAAUGUUUGCAUCAUUCCGGUUUCAGCACAUGGAACAAAUCCUGCUAGUGCUGCUAUGUGUGGAAUGAAAAUAGUUACUAUUGGAACUGAUGCUAAGGGUAACAUCAACAUCCCCGAGUUAAAGAAAGCAGCUGAGGCGAACAAAGAUAACCUAUCUGCUCUCAUGGUUACAUAUCCUUCAACUCAUGGAGUUUAUGAAGAAGGCAUUGAUGAGAUUUGCAAGAUAAUUCAUGACAAUGGUGGCCAAGUCUACAUGGAUGGUGCAAACAUGAAUGCGCAGGUCGGUCUGACAAGCCCAGGUUACAUCGGGGCAGAUGUUUGCCAUCUCAAUCUCCACAAAACAUUUUGCAUUCCACACGGUGGAGGUGGUCCAGGAAUGGGUCCUAUUGGUGUGAAGAAACAUUUGGCACCAUAUUUGCCAUCACACCCUGUGGUGUCCACUGGUGGUCUACCAGCCCCUGAGAAAGCUGAGCCAAUGGGUACCAUCGCUGCUGCACCUUGGGGUUCUGCACUUAUUUUGCCCAUUUCAUACACAUACAUUGCCAUGAUGGGGUCUAAAGGACUCACUGAUGCAUCAAAAAUAGCAAUCUUGAGUGCAAACUACAUGGCAAAACGCUUGGAGAACCACUACCCCGUUCUUUUCCGCGGUGUCAAUGGCACAGUUGCCCAUGAAUUCAUCAUUGACCUAAGAGGCUUUAAGAAUACUGCUGGAAUUGAACCGGAAGAUGUUGCUAAGCGUCUGAUUGAUUACGGAUUCCAUGGGCCUACCAUGUCAUGGCCUGUUCCAGGAACCCUUAUGAUUGAACCUACAGAAAGUGAAAGCAAGGCCGAGUUAGACAGGUUCUGUGAUGCUCUUAUAUCAAUUAGAGAAGAAAUUGCACAAAUUGAAAGUGGGAAAGUCGAUGCCAACAACAACGUCCUUAAGGGAGCACCCCAUCCCCCAUCUGUGCUCAUGGCUGAUUCAUGGACAAAACCAUAUUCACGAGAUACCGCUGCUUUCCCUGCCUCAUGGCUCAGAUCUUCAAAAUUCUGGCCCACCACAGGACGUGUGGACAAUGUGUAUGGUGACCGUAACCUUGUCUGUACCCUCCAACCAGAGGCUGUUGAAGAAGCUGCUGCAGCUACUGCCUAAGUCUUUUGAUAUGCCUCGAAAGUUUCUUCGGAGACCAGAAAAGCCUUUUCGUAGUGUCCCCGUAAUCCCAUUUCUAGAUUGUAUAUAAACAACUUGGUUCUUGUUCUUCUUGCAGCUACUUACUCUCAUCUUCUUAAUAUCAUUAUUUAUAAGCUGCCUUCAUAAAAAUCAGUUGCUUUGGUCAACUUAGGUGUUCUAGUUACCUGGUAUCUCUCUUUCUCAAAUAUAUUUUGAUUUUGCCAUCUUCAUUUAUCAAAAGAAGUAAUAAAUCUAGGUAUUUAGCUUUAAAGUAAUGUUGUACAUGAAAAACGUGUAAAAGGCAACUACAUUUUCAA
This is a messenger RNA of Papaver somniferum (opium poppy), 3542 nucleotides long. Its product is annotated as glycine dehydrogenase (decarboxylating), mitochondrial-like. The record is from RefSeq and is a predicted model, not a curated record. Lineage: Eukaryota; Viridiplantae; Streptophyta; Magnoliopsida; Ranunculales; Papaveraceae. Gene Ontology annotation, molecular function: pyridoxal phosphate binding; glycine dehydrogenase (decarboxylating) activity; glycine binding. Gene Ontology annotation, biological process: glycine decarboxylation via glycine cleavage system. The coding region runs from base 76 to 3207 and encodes 1043 amino acids. The transcript has 15 exons. Gene Ontology annotation, cellular component: chloroplast envelope; mitochondrion; apoplast.